AUGUUAAAACCAUUCAUUGCAUUUACAAACACCGAUGUGACUCGACUAUAUAAUAAUGCUGAAAAAACAAAUCGUGUCAUUGCAUAUUUAAAACAAAACGAAUUGAUUGAUUCAAUUAAAGAUUUAUUUGUGUCCAAUAUUCCAACUAAAAAGACAAUUAAACCAGAAAUUGGCUAUUUAAAGAUGUUUCCUGUUUCUAUGUCCGCAUCAGAAGCAUCUUCUUUUGAAACUAAACUUCGAAAAAAAGUUGGGAUUGGAUUAGAUGAAUAUGUUGACAAAAUUUUGAACAAUGAAACAUCAUCAACAAGAAGUCCAAUUGUUAAUAAUAUAUUUAACACAGCACAUCACAAUUGGUUAUUAAAUCGUCAUUGGUAUGAAAAAAUCAAAGAAGGAGAAAUCACAGUGUAUUUUCAAGACAAAGUUAAAUGUCCAGAAGAGAAAAUUAGUCCUAUAGUAGUGGCUUUGACCACAGUGUCAAACGAUGAUGUGACCGAUUCAUUUGAUCAACCACGUUCCAAUUUGACUCCUUCUCAACGAACAAACAAUGAAUUAAAACGUUUAGGUACUAAACGACAAAAUCAAACAACUAACGAACCACCAGCCAAACGACAACGAAAACCGAAACGUUUUCCUGAUGAUGACUUAUAA
Messenger RNA from Rotaria sp. Silwood1, 648 nucleotides. NCBI's taxonomy places the organism in Eukaryota, Metazoa, Rotifera, Eurotatoria, Philodinida, Philodinidae. The record is from the annotation of a GenBank genome assembly.